GCUUAUCGUCCCGGAACCUCGCCGGCGUCAAAGUGGCUAUGAUCGGUUAUCAGCACUGAUCCACUCGCGUCAUUACUUCUGUCUGAUUUUCUUCCCCAACCUCUCAAUAACUUCUAUCCAAGCGAUUGACCUGUCUUAUAUCCUCCCCAUGGCAGCGACGCAAAAGCUCUACCCUCGCGCCACAGUCAAGCGUGUCGUCAAGGCGCACUCUAAUCGCAAUGUGAGCAAGAACGCUGAUAUUCUGAUUUUCUUAGACUAUAUGUUAUUCAUGCAAGAAUUGAUGCGGGAAUCAUCAAUUCAGUCGCGGAAGGCCGGCGAAAAGAAUAUCUCACCGAAUUCUGUACGCAAGGUGACCGAGAAAACACUACGGAAGUUCAAGGGCUAGUAUGACGGCAGAAGAACCGAAGCCUGCAUCCUUAGCAGCGCUUGAUCAAAACGAACAUAUUCCAAACGGCCCUGUGGAUUUGUGCUACAUGGGUAGUUGUUGAGCUUCGGCUAGAUCAACGAUCGGCUCUCAUGGAGACCGUUAGCACCCGCGGCUAUGUCCUUAAUGUAUCACGAGAGGAAAUUGGGUGGAAAGAGCCCAGGCAACCAGAGGUUCAAGGCGUUAUUCAGGAGUCACUCGGUUGAUACCCAAUGCAUAGAUUAGUCUACAUCAGGAAGACCUCUGCAUAUGACAGAGCGACAAAUGAAACUGAGAUAUUCUUCUAUCAAGCUUACCUAGACUCGCCGUAGACAGAAAAAUCUCUAAGAUUUUUUUGGGCAGUGCCA
Molecule: messenger RNA, 771 nt
Organism: Aspergillus saccharolyticus JOP 1030-1
Lineage: Eukaryota; Fungi; Ascomycota; Eurotiomycetes; Eurotiales; Aspergillaceae
Exons: 4
Coding region: 149-385 (78 amino acids)
Biological process (GO): kinetochore assembly; mitotic cell cycle; chromosome segregation
Cellular component (GO): kinetochore; nucleoplasm
Molecular function (GO): protein heterodimerization activity
Source: RefSeq, a predicted model, not a curated record